AUCAGUACGGAAGGCAGAGUGAGAAGUUCAUCGGAAAUGAAAGAAGGGAAUCUUAGGAGAGAAGCAAUUAGACCAACCUUCCCUCUUUAUAAUCACCCACUCCGUGUCUCAAUUUCUGCACCAAGUAACUAACUCCGCAGAAGCGGAUGGACUCGGGAACAGAACUCCCGGCGAUUGCGUUCUUCGACCUGGAAACGACGGAUCCGAGGGGGCAUCGGGAAGUGAGAAUCGUGGAGUUCGGAGCGGUGGUGCUGUGCGCCAGGACGCUAGAGAAGAUCGACAGCUAUCAUACGCUGGUGCGACCCUCCGACCACUUCCUCCAGUCCUUCUCUGAUCGCGAUAACGACAUCACACGAAAUGCUCUCAGGUCUGCUCCCUCCUUCCGCGACAUCGCCCACAGGGUUUUCGAUCUUCUCCACGGGAGGACGUGGGCGGGGCAUAACAUAUUGAAGUUUGAUUGUCGAUUGAUAAUGGAUGCUUUUGAGGACAUCGGAUGGGAGCCUCCGACGCCCAGCGGCACCAUUGAUACUCUGCAGCUGUUGAGACCCAAGUUUGGGAGGAGAGCUGGGGACAUGAGGAUGGCCACUCUCGCGAGGUACUUUGGACUAGGAGAGCAAACACACAGGAGCUUAGAUGAUGUUGAGAUGAACAUAAAGAUUUUCAAGAAGUGUGCAACUAUUUUGCUUAUGGAGUCGAGCAGCGGGUACACAGGGUUUUUAGAGCCCAAGGAGGUGAGUGAGGAUGCCAUCCAUGCGCGCGUAAGCGGGAGGAACUAUGAAAUAAUGCACGGGGACGAAAAGCUGCAGCUGUACUGCGCAGAACUGAGAGUGAGGUUCGGAAUAAGUCAGAGGUACGCCAAUCGGGAUGGGCAGCCGCGGUUGAAUUUCGUGGUGGACGUGUCGGCCAUCCUGUGCGGGGUCUUCGACUCUUGUGAGGAAGUUGCUUCCCGGAGCUUUAUAGAAUCCCGCAGCAAAUCCAAGUGGUGGCCUCUUGUCAAACGAGACUAUGACUUCCCCACCGUCAGAUUGGCGAUAGUUACAGAGCCAUAUUCUGAUAAGGUUUCGACAGAGAUAUAUGAGAAACAUUCAUGUUAUGGCCAUAUAGAGAGGGUUGGAACUCAUAGAUCUGAUGCGGAUGAGCUUCUUGAUAAGUUGUUAACCCCUGGAACUUUAAUAGAUGCAUGCCUUUCUUUGGAUCCCUAUGACUAUGGCCAGAAUGCUGGCGUUCGAUUAACUCUAAAGAAGUUAAUCAUCUACUCCGACUAAUAUCUCGAUGAUGCCUGGUCGUUUUAUCUAUUUAAUUUGGUGUAGCUAUUGUAUAAUAUUUCAAUUGAGAUACACUGUAUGUAAAAUUUUACCUAAUAUUUAGAUCUUGGAGUUUGAUCCUUAUAUUUUAAUUUUAGAGGAUUCGGAUAUUUGUGCCA
Messenger RNA from Malania oleifera, 1423 nucleotides. Its product is annotated as protein NEN1-like. Gene Ontology annotation, molecular function: 3'-5' exonuclease activity; nucleic acid binding. Lineage: Eukaryota; Viridiplantae; Streptophyta; Magnoliopsida; Santalales; Ximeniaceae. The record is from RefSeq and is a predicted model, not a curated record. The coding region runs from base 147 to 1265 and encodes 372 amino acids. The transcript has 7 exons.